AUUUCUUUAUUUUUCUUUUGCUCAUCCUUUGUGUAUUUUAGAAAAGCCGCUUAAAAUUUCUUACCGUUUAAUCCAUCUCCAUUGAUGUAGUUUGAAAUUGGUUUUGAUUUAUUCUUGGGAACAUUGGCCCUCUAGGGUUUUGUUUUGAUCUGAAGUUUUUCUCUUCUUCUUCUUCUUCUUUUAAAUUGAAUGGCGAAUGGUACGGAGGCAGAGGAUUUCGUGGUACUAUCCCGGGUAAAGACGGGUCUGAAGCGUGAAUUCGAGUUUGCUUUGAAGGCUCAAUCUGAGAUCUGCGGGUCUUUGGGUCGGACUCGAUCUGGGAAGGCCCUGAAUGGAGGAGGACAGGUUUGGAGUCCAGGUACCAGGAACACCAAGAGAUUGAAGAAAGAAGUUAAGGAUGAGAACGAUAAGACAUAUUUGAAGGAACCUGUGAGGGUUUUGGAGGAAUAUGUUGAUUUGUUAAGCGAAGAGGAGGCGAAAAGCGAUGUGGAAGAUCCGAAGAGGGAGGUUGUUGGUUGUGAAGAGGAGGAGUUGAAGAUGAUGAACUUGGAAAAGAACGAGGAAGUUAAAGAUGAGGUAAUUGAACCAAUGUCUGAAGUUGAAGUUGUCAAGCAAGGGGAGGAAAAAAGUGAACCCGCAAUGGCUAUAACUGGCACGCCAGAAGAAAAACAUGGGGAAGAGAAGAUGAAUGCUGACAUUGGAGAGAAAGAAAGUGAACUGGAAAAUGCAAUGAAGAAUGUAGAGGAGGAAAAGUUAAAGGAGGAUUUGGUGAUAGAAAAUGGGCCGUGCAAAGGGGACUUAUGGGUGCCGGUUUUGGUUAGUUGCAAGGAUGAUAGUAAGAUAGAGGAAGUGGUGAAGGAAGCGAAUCCUGUAAGGAGGUUUACUCGUUCCUUGUUGAAUGUGACUGUGGAGGCAAUGAAAGAAACUGCUGCAACAGAUGCUUUUGUUGUCAAUGUGAGUGAUGCCAAAAUUGGUGAUGGUGAUGUUAAAGUUUGGACCGUGGAUUCUCCAAUGCGGAAGGGAACUAUUGUCUCAACUAAGUUUGUAAGAGAUUUCCCUACAGAGAUAUUGGAUCUUUUGGAUUCAGGUAUUCUCAAGGGAGUAAACGUGAGGUAUGCUCGUAGCUCAAAGGUUACAAGAGCUUCAGGGAGUAAUGGGCUUCGGGGAAUAAUCAAGGGCUCUGGGAUCUUGUGUUUUUGCAAUGCAUGCAAGGGGGCUAAAGUUAUUACCCCUACCUUAUAUGAGAUUCACGCUGGUAGCUCGAAGAAGGCUGCAGAAGAGUAUAUUUACCUGGAGAAUGGGAAAACCAUCCGUGAUGUAAUGAACACAUGCAGGGAGAGUCCAUUGAGCAUGUUGGAGAACACCCUGAGAAUGGUGAUUGGUUCUUCCAUGAAGAAAUCCCGCUUUUGUUUGAACUGCAGAGAGUCUAUUACUAGAGCUGGAUCUGGGAAAGCCAUGCUUCUAUGUGAUUCAUGUCUGGAUAUGAAAGAGUCUCAUGACAACUCAACUUUAGUGCCUGAUGCGACCAAGGUGGCUGCUGCUACUGAUAGAUCACCCAAGCCAAUUGUGUUUCCAAAGUCUCCAAUGAGUGCUUCAAAAUGCAAUUCGGCACAAGCUAAGAGUCAGGGAAGAGUAACUAGAAAGGAUCUGAGAAUGCAUAAAUUGGUAUUUGAGGAAGAUGGGUUGCCAGAUGGUACUGAAUUAUGGUAUUUUGUUCGUGGACAGAAAAUGCUUGUUGGUUAUAAAAGGGGAUUUGGAAUAUUGUGCACCUGCUGUAAUUCAGAGAUAAGCCCCUCACAGUUUGAAGCUCAUGCUGGUUUUGCUAGUCGUCGCAAGCCUUUUCAAAACAUUUACACAUCAAAUGGGGUAUCUCUCCAUGAAUUGUCUAUAUCCCUAUCAAAAAAUCGGAAGUUUUCUACUUAUGAGAAUGAUGACUUAUGUAGCAUCUGUUUGGAUGGAGGGGAUCUAUUGUGUUGUGAUACAUGUCCGAGGGCUUUUCACGCAGAGUGUAUAUCCCUACAACGCAUUCCGACUGGUACUUGGCACUGUAGAUAUUGCCAGAAUACCUUCCAAAAGGAAAAGUUUGUGCAACAUAAUGCCAAUGCUGUUGCUGCAGGAAGAGUUGUUGGAAUUGAUCCAAUAGAACAGAUAACCAAGAGAUGCAUUCGAAUUAUCAAAAUCCCAGAGGCAGAAGUUCCUAGUGUGUGUGUGCUAUGCAGAGGUCAUACUUUUAGCAAGUUGCGAUUUGGUCCUCGCACUGUUAUACUUUGUGAUCAGUGUGAGAGAGAGUAUCAUGUGGGUUGUCUGAGGGAUCAUGACAUCGAUGACCUUAAGGAGUUACCAAAAGGAAAGUGGUUUUGUUGUGCGGACUGCAACAGAAUUCAUACUGCUUUACAGAAAUUGAUAGUUCGUGGAGAGGAGAAUAUUCCUGAUUCGUCUCUUCAUGUUGUGAGGAAGAAGCAUGCGGAAAGUAGUUUUGAGAGCAAGGCCAAACUUGAUAUAAGAUGGAGGGUUCUUAGUGGCAAAAUGGUUUCUUCAGAUGACACCAGAGUAACACUUUCAAAGGCUGUCGCGAUCUUCCAUGAGCGCUUUGAUCCUAUAAGUGACUCUGGAUCGAGUAAAGGUGAUCUCAUUCCAUCAAUGGUUUAUGGGAAAACUUUCAAGGGCCAAGAUUUUAGUGGCAUGUACUGUGCAAUAUUAACUGUCAACCAAGUGGUUGUCUCGGCCGGUAUUUUCCGGAUUUUUGGGCAACAAGUGGCCGAAAUUCCCUUGGUUGCAACAAGUAGUGAAAGUCAAGGGCAGGGUUAUUUCCAAUGCCUGUUCAAUUCCAUCGAGAAGCUGCUUGGAUUUCUUAAAGUGAAAACGAUUGUGCUCCCGGCUGCCGAUGAGGCGGAAUCCAUUUGGACAAAGAAAUUCAGAUUUAGCAAGAUAACCCAGGAAGAGCUAAACAACUAUUCAAGGGACUACCAGAUGAUGAUCUUCCAGGGUACAUCAGUACUUAAGAAGCCAGUGCCGGCUAUUCGGUUCAUUGGUAAAUCACAAGAUGAAUGACAGUCGAGUGUGGUUGAAACUGGCGAGUCAGCAGCAAGUUUUUGAACAGAUUUUUCCUCCUCAUUGUACAGUAAGCGAAUGCUUUAGUACUUUUUUUUUGGGGCACAGGAAAGAUGAAAAGUCAAUUAAAUACUUUUUUUCUUCCCCCUUUUCUGAGUUUGUUGCACUGAAAUGAGGUUGGGAAGGGGGGACCGGUUGCUCGACAUGUAGGAAAAUUAGGGGCGGAAAUGAAGUA
Hibiscus syriacus is the source of this 3286-nucleotide messenger RNA. RefSeq lists its product as uncharacterized. The coding region runs from base 190 to 3051 and encodes 953 amino acids. The record is from RefSeq and is a predicted model, not a curated record. The transcript has 19 exons. Lineage: Eukaryota; Viridiplantae; Streptophyta; Magnoliopsida; Malvales; Malvaceae.